Hypanus sabinus (Atlantic stingray) is the source of this 1187-nucleotide messenger RNA. RefSeq names its product P2Y purinoceptor 14-like. Gene Ontology annotation, biological process: G protein-coupled receptor signaling pathway. NCBI's taxonomy places the organism in Eukaryota, Metazoa, Chordata, Chondrichthyes, Myliobatiformes, Dasyatidae. The coding region runs from base 85 to 1119 and encodes 344 amino acids. The record is from RefSeq and is a predicted model, not a curated record. The transcript has 2 exons. Gene Ontology annotation, molecular function: G protein-coupled purinergic nucleotide receptor activity. Gene Ontology annotation, cellular component: membrane.
CCCAGCUCUGCAGUUCAGCAUCCACUUUGGACAUAGUGUGCAAGGCACUGGACGCGCUUUGUGGAAUCAUAGAUAGGUGCACCCAUGGAGUUUUUGAAACAAGUCGACCCAGCUCCGAACGGGACCACAGCGGAGAACGGCACUACCAACUGCAACUUUACUUCGCAAAGUUUUGUGACAUUUCAGAUGAUAGCCUAUAUAAUUAUUUGUGUAAUCGGAAUCUUUCUCAAUGGCCUCGCGUUCUACGUGUACUUCUGUCACAUUCCCAGUACCAAGAACAUCAUCAUCUACCUGAAGAACCUGGUCAUAGCUGACAGCUUGCUGGUUCUCUCACUGCCCAUAAAGAUCCUCAGAGCCAGCAAGCCGUCUCUGCACCUGAGCAGAAUUUACUGCGGCUUUACAGCAUCCUUUUUCUAUUUGAACGUGUACUCCAGCGUUUUAUUUCUGGGUUUCAUCGCAGCCACCAGAUACCUGAAGAUUGUCAGACCCCUCAGCAGCCACGCUUUUCAAAACCUGAGGACUGCUAAGCGCCUCUCUCUGGUAACCUGGGGCAUUCUCCUCCUCGUUGGAUUGCUGUUUGUGAUUCUGAUAAACAAGGGGAACAAUCAACAAAGAAGUGACCCUCAAAUUUGUCUGAAAGUCGGAAAGGAGCAGAACGCCAUUUACUUGUUUGCCCACUUAGCAGGUUUAGUGACCUUCUUCCUUGUGCUGGCCGGAGUUGGUUACUGCUACUCACAGAUCUCCAAUCAGCUUCACACGUCGACUUUCUUGCACUCAGUGAAGACACAAGCCAAGGCAAAGAACAACAUUCUAAUUCUGCUGGCUGUGUUCUUUAUUUGUUUUGUGCCAUACCACAUUGUAAAACUUCCUUACUUGUUAAGCCAGACCGAUUUCAUUACAGACUGCUACUGGCAAAAGUUUUUGUUCAAUGCUAAUGAAUUUUGCCUCUUGCUGUCAACACUUAAUGCAUGCUUCGAUCCGGUCAUCUAUUUCCUAUUUUGCAAGGCAUUUAGGGCAAAGUUAGGUCUGGACACAAAGGUUCAGGAGCCCAAUGAAAUUAGUGCACCUGAUAAUGCCUCACAUCAACAGCAAGAGGCUAUGCAUUCUGUCCCAAUUUAGGAAGGUACAGAAUGUGUAUAAUUCUGGCCUCGCAGUCUUUGAUGGUGUUUAAACAUAAGACCGUAAGA